AUGUCUUAUAACAACAACAACAACAACAACAACAACGCCGCCAAUGGCAACAGCAACAACACCAACGGUGGGAUGCAGCCGCUUACACCUCCGGAAACCCUUCAAUCUUUCCCCUACUAUGAGCCCAAACAUGCUCACAGCAACUACCCACCCUACCAAGUUAGACCGCAGCAGAACUUGAAGCCUGCCAAUCUGUAUACGGGAUACGUAUCCACGAAUCAACCUUCUGGUCCUUCGAAAGGGUCUGCUACUUCACACUUCGGACAGGGAGGUACCGCACCUAUUGCGCCCAUGGGUCCAGGUUUAUCAGCUUAUGUGAACCCGAACUAUUCCUCUCAGAUGCCUUAUGGCGCCAGUAUUUCCCCUUCUCACCACCCUGAGACGAUGCCAAACGGUACCACAAGCCCUGAAACCCCUCGGGUUGUCCUUCCGCCUUCGCAAGGGCACCAGCACCACCCUAGCUCUCAGACACCUACUCGUCCCCGAACUAGAGGCCAUGGUAUUGGUACUACCUCCCCUCCCGGCAUCGUCCCCAGCAGUCGCCAGGUAAUCACUGAUCCGCGCCAGACUGUAGUCAGCAGCCCGACUUUCAAUAACUACUAUCUUCCUAUGCAGGCUCGAUACUUCCAGAACCCAUAUCAGGGACAGCAAUCGCAAAUGGCGCAGCCUCACAUGGGUAAUUCUGCUCAUGCCAUGACUCCCCAGGGACCGAUGCCACCAGUUGACAGGCAUGCCCGCCAGAGAAUCCUUGAUGAGCAAGCAAAAAGCUUUUCUGAGGAAGAUGACGACGCCUUUUACCCACACAAGGACUAA
Messenger RNA from Daldinia childiae, 813 nucleotides. RefSeq lists its product as uncharacterized. The record is from RefSeq and is a predicted model, not a curated record. The transcript has 2 exons. Lineage: Eukaryota; Fungi; Ascomycota; Sordariomycetes; Xylariales; Hypoxylaceae. Bases 1 to 813 code for a protein of 270 amino acids.